Frieseomelitta varia is the source of this 2202-nucleotide messenger RNA. Its product is annotated as cdc42 homolog. The transcript has 5 exons. Gene Ontology annotation, biological process: small GTPase-mediated signal transduction. Gene Ontology annotation, molecular function: GTP binding; GTPase activity. Bases 278 to 853 code for a protein of 191 amino acids. Lineage: Eukaryota; Metazoa; Arthropoda; Insecta; Hymenoptera; Apidae. The record is from RefSeq and is a predicted model, not a curated record.
AUCAUACAUAUUAACUAUCAGACUUAUACACAUGCAAGUGGCAUUUGUGAUGAAUGCAUGUCAAAAGAAAUGCAUAUUUCAUGAUAAAUACAAACUACGGAGAAAUAGAUAUCGCGAUUAAUGGUGUUGAAGCGUGGAGACGUUUUUUGCACAUUUUUUCCAAUAUAUUCCAAAGUGUAUAAUUCUUCAUUGCAAUUUGAAAGUAUGAGUUACGAUUUUAACCUUUAAUGACAGGCGUAUAAUUGUAGCAAUUUUAGAUAAUACGAGAAAUAUCAAUAUGCAGACAAUAAAAUGUGUUGUGGUAGGGGAUGGAGCUGUGGGUAAAACUUGUCUUUUGAUUUCAUACACGACCAACAAAUUUCCAUCUGAAUAUGUACCAACAGUUUUUGACAACUAUGCAGUGACAGUAAUGAUUGGUGGUGAUCCGUAUACAUUAGGACUGUUUGAUACUGCUGGUCAAGAAGAUUAUGAUAGACUAAGGCCUCUAAGUUAUCCACAAACAGAUGUAUUUCUCGUUUGCUUUUCAGUAGUGUCACCAUCAUCUUUCGAAAAUGUUAAAGAAAAGUGGGUACCAGAGAUUACGCAUCAUUGUCCAAGAACUCCAUUUUUGCUGGUUGGUACUCAAAUUGAUCUGAGAGAUGAUGUUGCUACUAUAGAAAAAUUGGCAAAGAAUAAGCAAAAACCGAUAUCGGCAGAACAAGGAGAAAAACUUGCCAAGGAAUUGAAAGCAGUAAAAUAUGUAGAAUGUAGUGCUCUUACGCAGAAAGGUUUGAAGAACGUAUUUGAUGAAGCUAUUUUAGCUGCAUUGGAACCUCCAGAGCCAGUAAAGAAGAGGAAGUGCAUACUCUUAUAAAAAAAGGAACAUGCAUUCAGAAGGGGAACAAAGUAUAAUAAUGAGCGGCGUAGUAUACAGCAGGCAUUGUUAGAAACUUCGAAAUCGUGCAUAUAUGGUGAUUCCUUUUUGAGGAGAAAUAUUAAUCUUCUAAAAUUAAUCAACAGCCGCUAAUACCGCAACGCGACAAUUUCAAUUGAAUUUUUUUCAUAAUAUCGUAUUAUAAUAUCGAUCACAUUCCACAUAACAGAUAUUGAUUAAAAAUUUCAAUUAGUUUCACGAGAUUGAAUUCAGUUUCAUCUAAAAUCAAAUAUAACUUGUAAUGCAUAAUACAUGAAUAUUUUUCUAGUUACUCAAGUUUUAUUUUGAAAACUAUUUGGUCGUUCAAAAUUUCUUUACUACUUUUAUCAGAACAAUUGGUGCUACCAAUUUUUUGUGUUUUAUACAUUCACCAGUUAAACGAGUCACAGUGUAGAAUAAAGCAUUCUCUUGAACAUAUAAAGGGUCAAAGAUUUUGGGAAAAAAAACAAACUAGAUUAAUUUAGUAUACUAGAUUUCAGUAUACUAAAUUAAAUUACACGUUUAUAGUAAAAUCAAGGAUAGAAACUUUGCAAUUAAUGUAUAGACGUACAAUACAUUAUAGUUAUAUUGUAAAGGCACCUUUGAUAUAAUUAUUUUCUUUGGUGAAUGCAUUUAAAUUUUUCAAAAGUCGAAACGGCAGCUACAUCACGUAAAUUGUUUUUAUCGUAGCGCAUUUGUUUUGACAAAACUUUUUGCAUCUAAUUUUGUACAUAUCAGUGUUCGUCAUAAAUGCACAUACGAUGUAUUAAAACGACGAAAAAGAUGAUAAUAAUAACAUGCAUUUAUAUUUUAUAAGAUUUCAAAGAAUAUAUUUGCUGGUAAUGUCAACUAUACUAUGUCAGAUGCGAUAUUAAAAUUUUAUAAAAAUGAUUGCAUGUAUACAUAUAUAUAUAAAACUUUUGAUGAAAACGAAGAUCAUAGUUGAUCGAGUUCGUUUCUUAGCAAUCGCAUAUUUACGCAUUAUUUAUUUCAACAAAUAUUGUAAUAUUUGAUAAACGAAAAAUCAAUGCCUUGUUUUUUUUUUUCUGAUGAAUUUCUUACGAUAAGUGAACUGGAUAUGUGUGAGAAAAACUUCUGAAAUACAGUUCUUGCAUGAUCAAAAAGUUUUUGAAUGGCUAAUAAAGUCGUGUGGAACGAUGCGUGAACGUAUAGAGAAAUCAUCGAUCAAUUUUUACAUUCUGUAUCCAGUUAAAAGGUGGCAUUUAUUAGCAUUACAUGUGUCGCGAUAUCUAGACACAAUCGCAUUAUAAAAAUAUUCGUAUAAAUAUAUUUAUACUAUGCAUAACAAA